Messenger RNA from Lonchura striata (white-rumped munia), 641 nucleotides. It is a transcript of the gene PTHLH, whose product is annotated as parathyroid hormone like hormone. Gene Ontology annotation, cellular component: extracellular region. Gene Ontology annotation, molecular function: hormone activity. Gene Ontology annotation, biological process: bone mineralization. Lineage: Eukaryota; Metazoa; Chordata; Aves; Passeriformes; Estrildidae. The record is from RefSeq and is a predicted model, not a curated record.
AAGUCCCGGAGGGUACAAUGUUCGCUAAACUCUUCCAGCAGUGGAGUUUUGCAGUGUUCCUGCUGAGUUAUUCCGUGCCCUCCUACGGGAGAUCAGUAGAGGGGAUCAGCCGCAGACUCAAACGGGCUGUAUCAGAGCACCAGCUAUUGCAUGACAAGGGCAAGUCAAUCCAAGACUUACGAAGAAGAAUAUUCCUUCAAAAUUUAAUCGAAGGCGUCAACACUGCAGAGAUCCGUGCAACAUCAGAGGUGUCACCUAACCCUAAACCUGCCACCAACACGAAGAACUACCCUGUCCGGUUUGGCAGUGAAGAUGAGGGUAGAUACCUAACUCAGGAGACAAACAAAUCACAGACCUACAAGGAGCAGCCCCUGAAGGUCUCAGGGAAGAAAAAGAAAGCAAAGCCUGGAAAACGUAAGGAACAAGAGAAGAAAAAGAGGCGAACCCGCUCAACUUGGCUAAAUUCUGGCAUGUACGGAGACAUCGUGACUGAGAGCCCACUCUUGGACAUCUCUGUUACUACACAUAAUCAAACUUUAAGGUAAUUUUGUUAUAUUCUUUUGGAGAGCAUGCCAUGUAUUUAACUGAAGUUGUUAUCCCUUGGUGUGAGAGGCCAAGGCCAAGGCCUGGCUCACGCUGGG